GGAUCCAUGGAAGGAUCCAUGUAGGGAUGGAAGGAUCCAUGUGUCAAUGAAUCCAUGGGCGGCUCCACGGAGGGACGGACGGAUCCCUACCGAGCUGCGAACUUCCCCCAAACCCUUCCCGUUCCCCGCAGUCCCCUUCAGCCUGGACCCCAACUCGGCCGCGGGCUGGCUCUCCGUCUCCGAGGACCUCUCCAGCGUCUCCCAGUGCGGCUACAAAGCCUCCGUGGAGAACCCGGAGCGCUUCACCUCCGCGCCCUGCGUCCUGGGCUCCCGCGGCUUCUCCGAAGGCUUCCACACCUGGGAGGUGGACCUGGGCGGCCUCACCAACUGGCGGGUGGGCGUCUCGCGGCCCCACAGGGGCUCCCACUGGAGUUACCACCACGACGCCCGCUCGGGUUUCUGGUACAUCUACCACCUGCAGGGCAAGGACGAGUGCCGGGCGUCCAACGCCGUGCGCUCGCAGACGGCGCCGGGCAACAUCCGGCGCGUCCGCGUGGAGCUGGACUGCACCGAGGGCGAGCUCUCCUUCUACGACGCCGACCUGCAGAGCCACAUCUACACCUUCCACGAGAAGUUCGGCUGCGCCGUCUUCCCCUAUUUCUACGUGGGCAACACCCAGGGCGAUUCCAACGCCAAGACGCUCCGGAUCUGCCCGCUCCGGGUCCGCGUCCUUGAGGAUGUCCCGACCUAGAAUGUCUCCUUGCCUCCUGGUGGGGUUCUCCAGGUGCUUUUCCAGGAGAAACAAAAAGAGGGAAGGGAUAAAAAUGUUUGUGUUAUCAAACAAGCAGGGAUAAAAAUGUUUGUGUUAUCUCAGGUUUUUAUCGUUAUUAAAUAUUAAUAAACAUGAGGAAUAUUAUU
This is a messenger RNA of Zonotrichia leucophrys gambelii, 858 nucleotides long. RefSeq names its product E3 ubiquitin-protein ligase TRIM35-like. Gene Ontology annotation, cellular component: cytoplasm. The record is from RefSeq and is a predicted model, not a curated record. Gene Ontology annotation, biological process: positive regulation of apoptotic process; innate immune response; protein ubiquitination. The transcript has a single exon. The coding region runs from base 47 to 691 and encodes 214 amino acids. Gene Ontology annotation, molecular function: ubiquitin protein ligase activity; protein binding. Lineage: Eukaryota; Metazoa; Chordata; Aves; Passeriformes; Passerellidae.